This is a messenger RNA of Fusarium falciforme, 447 nucleotides long. RefSeq lists its product as hypothetical. NCBI's taxonomy places the organism in Eukaryota, Fungi, Ascomycota, Sordariomycetes, Hypocreales, Nectriaceae. The coding region runs from base 1 to 447 and encodes 148 amino acids. The record is from RefSeq and is a predicted model, not a curated record. The transcript has a single exon.
AUGAAGUUCUCCGCUGCUGUCCUCGCCAUCGUCGCCGCCACCGGCGUCUCUGCCGCUCCCGCCGCGAGCGACUCCGUCUCCAUGAUGGCCGCGACCCCCCAGUGGACCAUCCGCGACGCCAAGCGCUACUGCCGCGCCGACGACUCCAUCUGCAACUGGAAGUUCGGCAUCGACACUGGCAACGGCAAGGUUGUCGAGUGCCGCCACGACGUCAAGGGCCCCAAGGCUUCCCAGAAGGCCUCUGCCGGCCCCUCCACCUGCGGCGACUUCACCGUUACCUCUGGCUGGAGCGGCCAGUUCGGUCCCGGCAACGGCUUCACCACUCUUUCCGUCGUCAGCAAGAGCAAGCGCCAGAUCAUCUGGCCCGCUUACACCGACAAGCAGCUUGCCGGUGCCAAGAUUGUCAAGCCCGAUCAGUCCUACGCCCCUGCUGCCCUCCCCAAAUAG